AUGAAGUUCAAGUCGAAGCAUCGCGCCGACAUUCUCACUGACAUGUUCAAAGUUUGCACCAACUUUUCGCCAAAGUUUAGCGAAAGCACCAAGAAGUACACUUGCCUGAAAAACCGCUGGACCGGAGAAAAUGGCAAAGUUGUCUUUGACGUGGGCGUGUACAGUGUCAAUAAGGUGAAUGCUUCCACUGGGCAGGUGCUAGCUACUUACUACUACAAGGACAUCUUCAAGCUGGCCACCGUUAAAGACUUUGAACUGGGGCCCGCUUUUGUAAUUUCAACGACUGAAAGUGAAAAGCUGCAUCUAUUUGUUGCAAGUGAUGAAAAUGUCCGCCGAGAAAUACUUGACCGGAUUCGCCUUAUUGCCCGCAAAAACAUUGGUACAGUCAUUCCCCUUUCAAAUGAACCCGUCGCUAUGCAGCACUUUACCACACACCGCCUUGGCGUUGACGUCUCUUCAAUUGCACCGCUGCACUCUUUUUCCGUUUUUAAAGUGGGCGGCGAACACAAGGGCAGCCUGGCAAAGAAGCGCUUCUUGGCGGUCACUGACCAGUUUCUGCUUGAGCGGGAUGCCAACACUAACGAAAUUGUCAACCUUCGCUCGUUGGUGGAAAUCUACGCCAUUGUUCGGCCGAAGACCGAUUCUCAACUUUUUUCCAUUCAGUACCUAAACGGAGAUGUACGGUGCUACACCUCAACCGAGCGUGAUAUUCUACUUGCCUCGCUGCUCGACAACGUCAGAACAUCUGGAAAUGUGAAUGUUCAUGUAAAGCUCGACUUGAAUCACCACAAAAUUAUUUGCCAUCAAGAGAUUGAAACCGUCCGCUACAUUCAUGCUCGCACUCGCGACCUCACAAUUUCACAAGCGCUUGAUUUCUAUAUUCAAAAUUCUUUCAUCACUCCAACCACCGUCUACAGCAAAGAUAGCAACAAAAAGGACACGGAAAAGUACAUUCAAGCAGGAAUAACUGAGCUGCUUGCCGACGACUUUAAAGACGCCUCGGAUGAAGAUUUCAAUAAUCAACUGCUGGCUUUGCGCUACCUCUUUUGCACAAAACCGGGCUUUUCCUACUUUGUCAUUGAUCGACGGUGGAAAGACAGAGAGAUCGAGUUGCUCUUCGGCAAAGUGAAGAAGGCGUUGAGUCGUGACAAUGACGUGAUUACCUUUACGGCAAUUGAUAUGCUCUCCACCCUAAUGCAGCCUUUCUACGACGAAACUGACCUCUUCUUUGAGCAAAAGAACAAGGGCUUCCUACUCAGCUCGGAGCGGUUUUUGCCCAUUCUCCUCGAGCUGAUUAAUCACCACGUCGCCAAGGGCACCGGCGCUCUAAUCAUCGCCUCCAUUUUGGAGUUUCUCAUCUAUGCGCUCUGUGCCCCCUACAGUGAAACGACCGAUGGCGGCCACUUCGACACCCUGCUUAAUCUGGUGGCCAAAUCGGGUCGUAGUCUGUUUAAGCUCUUCAACCAUCCGUCCUUUUCCAUCGUCAAGUCCACCUGUCUCCUGAUGAAGGCCAUCAUCGAGGAGGGCAACGCUCAGGUGGCGCACCGAAUGCAAGAGCUUGCCCUGGCCGAGGGAACCUUUCUCUUUCACCUGCACUCGUCUCUCUUUCCAAUUGUGUCGGGCGACAAAUUUUUCCCCAUUCAAAUUCUGUCACGCAAGCUGCUCUCCCUGUGGACGGUCGACAAUGAGACCGGACUGACACUGCUGAACAGCAUCUUUCCACUAGGUCUGCUGAACUUUCUCGAGUCUACUGAAAAGCCACCGAAAGACUCGAUGAAUGUGAUUCUCUCUCGAGAUAAUCUCAAAAUUGCACAGGACAUUUCCCACAAGUCAGUGUCGCAGAUUCAAAAGCUUCGAGACAACUACCCUGCGGUGCGAAUGCUCGAACGUCAGGUGGAGGAUGUUUUCAAUCACUGGCGAAAACGCAUCGGCAUCACCUCAUCUCUCGAGGUGACCGAAGAUAAGCAGCCUGUGGUGUUGAGAAGACGGCGAGAGAUGAUCAAGUCCAAUCUCAACUGGAACAUGUUUUUCUACCAGUUUACCCAGAACCACGCCAUUCCUGAUUUGAUUUGGAACCACAAAACGCGCGAAGAGUUGCGAGAAUCGCUGGAAAAGGAAAUUUAUCAGUUUAACUCUGACAGAGAACUUCACGCUACUCAGCUGAUUUCCUGGAAUUUCGACGAGUUUGAGGUGAAAUACUUUUCGCUAAGCGAGGAAAUCAAAAUUGGCAACUACUACUUGCGACUGUUGCUCACGCAGGAGAACUCACUCAACAGCGAAACUAAUCUAACCAAUCGUCUCUUCAUCAAAAACCCCUAUGAUUUCUUCAACAACCUCUACCACCGAUUCCUGUCCAACAGCAAACUAAAGAUGAAAUCCGACUGUCUGCAGGCAAUGUCCAUCAUCUACGGCGAGUACGUCGAGGAGAUUGGCCCUUUUAAUGACAUCAAGUUUACGGUUAAGAUCCUCGAGGAUGCAGUCAAUCGAGUCCUUCGCGAUCGCAUUGUGCAAUUUCUAGAAAAGCUGAUCAAAAAUCGAAUCAACAUUAAGAACUUGGUCGACUCAAAUGGCAUCUUUAUUCUCAUUGAUCUCGCCACACUGUCUCACCUCCACGUGAACCGAGCCGUCAUUCCAACGCAGUCAAAUGUGAUUGAGGCUUCGCCUGAGAUGAUGAAGGGCUCAAUGGAGAAGGAGUGGCACGUUCAGGAGAAGGCCACUGAAAAUGACAGCACACUUAGCUUCCUCGACUUGAAGGAGCAGUGGCAGGAAGGCAAAAUCACGGCCGAGACCAAGUGCUGGGCACAGGGCUACAAUACGUGGAACAAAAUUUGCCAAAUUGCGCAGCUCAAGUGGACCCUGGUGGCGGAGGACAACUCGAUUUUUCACGAGAACGACAUGACCAUUCUCAUUCUGAACAUUCUCAUCAAAGUCUGCGAGGCGUACCCCAGUCGUGGCUCAGACGAUUCCAUCAUUCGACCGAUGCCCAAAGUGAAGCAGCUUCUGUCUCAUGACAACUGCCUUCCGCACCUCAUUCACCUGCUGCUCACCUUUGACCCGGUGAUUGUGGAGAAGAUUGCCACCCUGGUGCACCUCAUCAUGCAGGAUAACCCGCGCAUAUCGCUGCUCUACCAGACUGGUCUCUUCUACUUUAUUCUCAUGUACACUGGCUCGAACAUUUUGCCCAUCAGCCGCCUACUUCACCUUACCCACAUGAAGCAGUCAUUCAAGAGCGAGGAAACCAGUCAGACGGUGCUGCAGCGCAGCAUCCUCGGCCAGCUGCUGCCUGAAGCCAUGGUCUGCUACCUGGAAAACUACGGUCCAGAGGACUUUUCCAAGGUCUUUCUCGGCGAGUACGACACGCCCGAGGUGAUCUGGAACUCUGAAAUGCGUCGCUUCAUGAUUGAGCGAAUUGCCGCACACAUUGUCGACUUUAGUCCGCGCCUCCUGUCAAACGUGCGAGCCAUAUACCAGUACUGCCCUAUUCCGCCGAUUCGCUACUCGCAGCUGGAGAAUGAGCUCUUCUGCAACAUUUACUACCUGAAGAACCUGUGCGACACCAAGCGUUUCGGGGAUUGGAAAAUCAAAGAGCCGGUCACUUUGCUGAAAAACAUUUUGGAGAUUUGGAAGGUGGAGAUUGAAAAGAAGCCCAACACGAUGCAACUCGAGGAUGCACUGGACAUUCUGGGCAUCAAGGACUAUGACGGCCUCCUCAGCGGGGCUCAGUUUGAGAGCCUGAUUCGAAAGCGCUACUACCAGCAGGCGCAGAUUUACCAUCCGGACAAGAAUCCAAACGGCCGAGAUAUGUUUGAAAAGGUGAAUGAGGCGUAUUACUUUCUCUGUUCAGGCAAUCACAAGCAGAGUGGCCCUGACCCGCAGAAUAUAAUACUGAUCCUGAAGGCGCAGAGCAUUCUCUUCUCUCGACACGGCCAGGAGCUGCACCAGUACAAGUAUGCCGGCUAUCCGAUGCUCCUCAAGACGCUCAAACUGGAAAUGGACGACCAGUACCUCUUCUCAAAGAACAAUCCACUGCUGGCGCACGCCUGCAAGACGGUCUACCACAGUGUCAGGUGUUCGGCGCUAAAUGCCGAGGAGCUGCGUCGCGAGGAGGGACUGGAAAUUCUGUACAGCAUUCUCAACCGAUGUGUCGACGUCCUCGGGGCGUCAUCGAAGCCGAAAGACCUGGCGACCAAGGUUUGCAAGUACAUUGUCAGCUGCUUUGGCGUGAGUGCGGAGUUUCCCGCCUGUCGUCGUUACUUCUACGACAUGGCUCAGCUGCCAAAGAACAUUUUCUACAUUCUCAACUACAAGCACCUGAUCAAGCUGUGCAUGGCCGCCAUUGAUUGUGUGAUACACUUUUGCAAUGACCCCUAUCUUCAGUUGCUGCUCUUCAAGUCGGGCAUUGUCUUCAGCCUGCUGCAGUUUAUCUUCAAGUACGACUACACCUUGGAAGAGGCGGACUUUGAGGCAAACGAAAAGAAUAAUCGCCAGUGUCUGUCCAAUUCCCUGGCUAAAAAGGCCCUUUCCACUUGCGUCGCCCUGUUUGAAAACAAGUUUGCCAGUGCCCAGAUUGAGGACAAGUCACUACUGGACGACUACACCAUGAUUCGACAGUCACUCUUUGCCCUGCUUACCCCGUACAUUGCCAAUCAACUGACCCUUGAAAAUGUGCCUGAUCUGCUGAAGAUGCUGAACAGCAACGUGGAAAACCCCUACUUCAUGUGGAACAACAGCUCACGAUCUGAACUGAUCAACUACCUUCAGGAGCAGGAGAAGGAACUGCUGCGCAGUGGAAUCGUCAUGGACAGCUCUUUUGGUACGCAGUUUGUCUUUUCCUCUCACAAAGAAGAGCUGAUUAUUGGCGACAUAUUCGUGCGCAUCUACAACUCACAGCCAGGCUUCCCACUGAAGGACGUUAAGCGAUUCGUCUUUGCGCUGCUCGACUCGCUCGGUUCGCACUCCCAGUACCUGCACGCGAUCAAGGCAGUCUCAUUUCCCAAGGACGACACGGUCGCCAUUGACGAGAGUCGCAUUGCCACAAUGAAGGAAUGCCUGCUGGCGCUGAUUAACCUCAUUAAGCACAACAGCGGCAUUGAAAUAUACUUUGUGUGCCAUUUUAAGUACAUUUUCAGCUUCCUUCGCCUGGACUCCUAUCCUGAAGUGCAGUCGCUAGUGCUGCAGCUGAUCAUCAACCUCUCCACGAACAAGGACUGCCUCAAUGACAUUUCCAACUCAAGUGUCAUCAUCUACCUGCUGCUCAUUUUCCACGUCAACAGCAAAAUUACCGAGUCCAAGUCAAAGGUGUACCUGGAUGUGUUGGAAAUUAUGAUCUCGUUUGCCUCCAACACUGACCUCGUCAAGGAGAGCAUAUCAAAGGGAGUGCUGCUGUACUCGUUGCAUCUCUUCAUAGCACCUCACUUUCACGUCGUUCGGGAGAAGGCUGCCCAACUGAUGAUUAAGCUUUGCAGCGACAAGCUCAGCGGCCAAUACUCGCGAUGGGUUCUUUCAAAGUUUUUGCCCGAACUCUUUCUCAGUGCAAUGAAGGACGGCCCGCCAAAUGCCAUCUCGCUGUACGACGAGAACCAGGAAAAUCCCGAGCUCAUCUGGACAGACGACUCUCGAGCCACUCUCAAUGAACAGCUCACCAAAAUGGUGGGCACCCUGUACUCGACGCAACUGGCCAAUCCAUCCUCUACGUGGAAGUUGAAUGCCGACUAUGAGCUUUCACUCUCCAUCGACAAUGGCGAGUUUAGAAUUGCCGGUGUGUACCUGCGACUCUACAACCAAAGUCCGGGCUGGAUUCUCAGUCGACCUAAAGAUUUCCUCCUGGGACUGUUUGAGUUUAUGAAGGAGAACAUGGACAAGCCCAACUUUGAUGAAAAGAGAAUGGAGCUGGUUACCGCUUCCAUUUGCACACUCUUUUCAUCUCAGCCCACUCUGUUGCUGCUGAUUCCUCCCACCGGUUACAUUCCAAUCUUUGUAAACAAGCUUCGAACCAAAAAUGACGUCAUUGCUAAAUCGUGUCUCGCCGUACUUCUCAAGUUUGCCGGAGAGACGGCCUGCGUGAGCGACAUGAUGGCAACCAACGUCCUGGCCGACAAUCUCAACAAUGCCUUUGAAACUCAUCCUGAUCACAGUGAGCUGGCCUGUGACGUUCUCGUCAAAGUUUUCGAGUCGGGCAACAACGACUUUAUCAACCAGGCCAUUCACUGUGAUUUGAUCAAGCGGCUACUGAACAUUCUCGAUUCGAACGCUAGUCAGUCUACCAAGGCUAAAGUUGUGCAGAUGCUGCAGUGCAUCCAGCUGAAUCCCAUUCUCGGGCAGCAGAUUACUGAAAUUCUGGCCAAGUCUAACGUUUGGAAUGAGUUCAAGGAUCAAAAACACGAUUUGUUUAUCACACACAAUAACACUACGCAAUAUCUUACCGGCCCAACCGUGAACAUUGCGGGAUACCUGACACAAAAUGCCGCCAACACAUUGCCUUUAGUGCCACCGCCUAUCGAAGAAUGA
Rhagoletis zephyria (snowberry fruit fly) is the source of this 6507-nucleotide messenger RNA. Lineage: Eukaryota; Metazoa; Arthropoda; Insecta; Diptera; Tephritidae. The record is from RefSeq and is a predicted model, not a curated record.